AUGGCACAACGGCCAGCAUCGUUGUCUGAAGAGACACCUCUCAUUACUGCAAAUCCCCAAUAUUCACAAGAUGAAGAAACGCAAAAGGGUGUGAGCUUCUCAAGGGGAUUGCUGGUUCUUAUAUUUAUGGGCCUACUCAUUUUUAUUCAAGCUACCAACAUGUCAAUGAUGACCACGGCACAAUCCGAUAUUGCAGCUGAGUUCGAUGCAUUUGCAGAGGCAUCCUGGUUUACCUCUGCGUACUUGAUUGCUAUGUCUAGUAUCACACCAUUGGCGGGAAGAUUCUCGCAGAUAUUCACCCCACGCAUCUACGUGAUCUUCUCAACGACCGUGCUUUCAAUUGGUCUAUUCAUUAGUGCUGCUGCACCAAAUCUCCGAACCUUCCUCGUUGGACGAGCAAUCACAGGUUGCGGCAGUGGAGGGUUGAUGAGCACAUCCAUAAUCUUGGUUCUCGAAAUGGCAAGCAAGAAACGACGAGGGCUAUGCAUAGGGCUGAUCAAUUGCGGAUAUACCACCGGUGUCGCAUCAGGCGCAGUACUAGCUGGAUUGAUAACUCCCACAUUAGGCUGGCGUGUGAUAUUUUGGAUGCAGGCUCCGGUCGCUUUGCUUCUUGGGCCACUUUUGUUUUUGACAAUUCCCAAGCCAUCUGGGGAUACCGCACGGCCAUUUGAAAUGCAACAGCUGCUGCACAGUCUUGCACGCGUGGACUACGCUGGAGCAAUCACACUGACAAUAUCCGUGGUUCUCUUUCUCACAAGUCUGGCGUCUGCGGAGAUCAUCCUUUGGCCCAUAUUGGUGUCUUUGGUGUUCUUAAUUACGUUCUUAGUGGUUGAAUUUCAAUGGACCACUGAACCCAUCAUCCCAGUCAAAGUCCUAAAAGCUCGCAGUGUCCUGAUGACAUGUCUGGCAGGCCUCGGUCUGAUGAUGGCUCGGUGGUCUGUUCUAUUUUUCACUCCAGUGUAUGCCAUGGCCGUGCGAGGAUGGUCGCCGGCAUCAGCCGGACUGAUCCUAGUUCCGACGAACGUUGGCUUUGGCUUGGGAGGGCUGCUCGUGGGAUGGUUGCAUAUUCGGCAAACCGGCAGUUACUAUUGUUCCUGUCUCAUCAUCUUCGUUUGUUUCGCACUCGCAACAUUAGGACUUUCCUUCAUGUCAACAACAGAUUCGCCGGUGGUCAUCUACAUCGGCACCACGUUCCUGAACGGGCUUUUCUCCGGUGCGCUGAUGAAUUAUACACUCUCCCAUCUGCUGCAUCUCACCAACCCAGACGUGCACUACAUUAUCACAGCCCUGGUAGCAAUGUCUCGAGGCUUUGCAGGAAGCUUUGGGUCCGCUGUGGGAGGAGGGUUCUUCGCCCGAGUGCUCAAAAGUUCUCUCGAAACAGGCUUCACCUCCCACAACCUGCCACAACAACCUGAACUUGUGCGUAAGUUGCUCGGCAGUCCAACUCUCGUAACUCAUCUAGUUGGUGCAGAGCGGCUUGUAGCUAUCGAGAGCUAUACGCAUGCUGUGAGGAUGCUGUUCUUGGCAGGAAGUAUUGUGGCAUUGGGCGCAACUGUUGUUCAGGCCGGGGUUGGAUGGACUUCGGAUGUUGAUAAGAGGCAUAUGGACUGGGACAUCGAGGAUUGA
This is a messenger RNA of Penicillium soppii, 1626 nucleotides long. RefSeq names its product putative MFS multidrug transporter. Lineage: Eukaryota; Fungi; Ascomycota; Eurotiomycetes; Eurotiales; Aspergillaceae. Gene Ontology annotation, cellular component: fungal-type vacuole membrane. The transcript has 5 exons. The coding region runs from base 1 to 1626 and encodes 541 amino acids. The record is from RefSeq and is a predicted model, not a curated record. Gene Ontology annotation, biological process: transmembrane transport; basic amino acid transport. Gene Ontology annotation, molecular function: basic amino acid transmembrane transporter activity.